UACCGAUAAAUAAACCGGAAGUAUAUUUAGCGUCUAAACUUAAAACUUUGUUAUUGCGGGCCAGACGUCUGCAACAACAAAAUGCUGCGUCAACGCGCUCUACGUGAUGUGCAGAAUGAAUUUAAAAACAUUAUUGAAAAAGAAGCUAAAAAUUACGAGCUGAUGAAUUUGGAAAUAUUUAACUGCAGCCCAGAAGGUAGUUUCAAAUCUGCAAAUAUUAGGAUGCCACUUUUUGGGAUAGAGGAGCCCGUGCCUACUGAUCCGCCAACGCCAUGGCACAUCUUCAUGUUCGAAUACGAAGAUGUAUUCAAUUUAAAAAAUCUGGAAUUGUUGGUGCAAGAUAAACAACCUGGUGACAGCGAUGUCGAUCCGGAUCUGAUGGCGGCCUACAAUUCCCUGGUAGAUUAUAUUGCAGGUAAAGAAGCACAUGAUGUUUGUUUAUCAAAAGUUUGCAAAACCAGAGAUGGAAACUUGCCUGCGUCAUCAUCAGAAACGGAUAUCGCCUACUCUUUAGCAGUUCACUUAUUUGCGCCACUGACUGUUGGUGCGUGUAUCCUAGACAACCACUCCAGGGCUUGGCCAAAAAGCUGCCCUGGUGGUUGCAAUGGAACAGUACAAAAGGGACCUACUGGCAUUGGUGCUAUUCAAAUUUGGCACGGUUUUGCUGAUAUUUUGAUCAGCCAGAAGAUCCCUCUGAAGAUUUGGAAAGAGGUCCCGGAAAUUGUCACAAAUGAGCAUGAUGAAGACAGUGAGGAGGAUUCAGAUAGUGUAACCGAAGGUGCAUCGUUAUCUCCAUGUGCAAUGUAUUCAUUAAACAUUGAAACUAAAAAAAAUGAUUUGGCCAUGAAGCAGCCACUUUGCCAGUUAAUAGCACAAACAAUCACCAACAGUUUUGCACAAGUCAAUGAGAACAAACAACUCUCACAAUUUCUUAUUCCAUCUUUCGGCUGUUCCAAUAAUCAGAUUGUGAUUUUUGGAUAUGACUCUGAAAAUGAUGUUCUGGUGAAGAAGGUUGAUCCCAUUCUGUUGUGGACAGGUGCAGAUAACAUUUGGCAUCUUUCAGUUUCUGCUGUUGUUCAAAUUUGGAUGUACAUGCAUUUUCCACUUCUGAUGCUGCCGUCCCUGGCAAAUCAAUAUGACACCAAUAUUCGGUCAAAUUUUCACAGCAGCCACACAAUCGAAUUUUUUCGUAAAUAUUCAAAAUGCCAAACGAAAGGAUUUCCACAUGAGGGUGGUGUCAAACUUCUUAAUACACGUUAUUCCAGACCAACAAAAAAAUUGAAAACUAAUUAACCUUGGUUUGGCUGCUUCAUUGCAAGUACAUGCAUAUUGAUAAAAGUUUGUGGAGUGAAUACCAGGUGAACAGUUCAAUGGUAUUGCACACAAGGGCUCCUAUUUAUGUCAACUAUUAAUUAUUGUAUAUAUAUAUAUCGAGUGUAACAAUGGCUAAUAUAGUUCCUAUUGUGGACAUUUAUACUUGAACUCACAUACAGUACUGUAAACGCAUUAUAUAAUACAGUGUGAGAAAUUGGACUUCAUUCUAUCAUAGCCCCAUUGUCAAUUUUCAAUGCUUUUACUAUAGGGAACAUGAAGAAAUGUUAAAUUUUAUCAAAGCCCGACAACAUUUAUCAUAGCCUGGGGCUAUCGGUCUAUCACUAAUAUCAAAUUAUCCUUUGGAUCCAAAAGUCGUAAAUUGAUUAAAUGUUUUAAAGGGAUUUAUAAGCACCUUUUUCAUUUCCAAAGUAGAAAAUAUAUUUACCUAAACAGUACAAUAUUAUAAGAAUAUACAGGAUUUGGGGGAACAACUGUAUAUGAGUGCCAUACUACCACACAUUUAACGAAAUGAGAACAAAAAUAAAAGUUUAAUCAUCUAUUAAAAUAAAUAGAUUUUACAAACACAUUUUGGGCAUCAAUCUAUUCAAAGUAUGUCGUUGUAACAUAUAUAAUGAACUAAUUUCUAUUUUGCCUAAAAAUGACAAGAUUUGGAGUAAUGAAGAAACCUCAGGUUUUGGGCGAACUGUUCUCUUGCACGUUGUUUAGACAAGAAAAAUAACACUUUGAAAUGCUUACGUUAAUUUAAUAGUGAAUUGUCAAUUCCGUAUAAUGCAUAUUAAGGACGCAUGUUAUAGGGUCAUAAUGUAUCAUCAACAAUAAUCAACAAUUUCUAUCAUGCCGGAA
This is a messenger RNA of Mizuhopecten yessoensis (Yesso scallop), 2178 nucleotides long. RefSeq lists its product as uncharacterized. Lineage: Eukaryota; Metazoa; Mollusca; Bivalvia; Pectinida; Pectinidae. The transcript is spliced from 3 exons. The record is from RefSeq and is a predicted model, not a curated record. The coding region runs from base 82 to 1293 and encodes 403 amino acids.